UUGCUAUGGUAACCACCAACUGCCAAGAGCAACAAGCUCCACUAAAUCUCUGAAGAAACAACUUGUUGACUAACCAAAAUAAUAUGAUAUUGGUUUCAUUAUGUCUUCACAGAUUUGUAUAUGGCUACUUCAGAGAAAGCUUUACAUCUAUGAGAUUUUGCAACCAAGUGUGUGUUGUCCCUGUUGUCCCUGAGAAGGAUUUAUUUGACCUGGAAAAUAAACUUGAUGAGAUAGAUAGGAAUGAGGACGGGCAGUGCCAGAAAAGCAGCUGCAAGAUGGGAGAAAUGAUAAUGGAAUCAGGACUAAAAUAUGCUCAGCCAAGCACGCUGACUGGACGGAGCGAUGUGAACGCCGUGACAAACUGGAACGUUCCUCUCGUCUGGGAAGGGACCUUUGAUCCUGUGGUCAUUGAUGCAAUCUAUAAGAGAAUAAACCCAAGAAUAGCUGUGGUGGUUUUUGCUGUUGGCAAGUACACUCGUUUUCUACAGAAAUUUAUUGAGACAGGAGAGAAGUAUUUCUUUGUCGGCUUCAAUCUCACUUACUACGUUCACACAGACAGAGAAAACGAAGUCCCCAAGGUGAGCUGCUUGUAUUUUUAUUCUUAGCCCUUCAACAAUUGU
This is a messenger RNA of Poecilia latipinna (sailfin molly), 620 nucleotides long. Its product is annotated as globoside alpha-1,3-N-acetylgalactosaminyltransferase 1-like. The record is from RefSeq and is a predicted model, not a curated record. Gene Ontology annotation, biological process: carbohydrate metabolic process. The transcript is spliced from 5 exons. NCBI's taxonomy places the organism in Eukaryota, Metazoa, Chordata, Actinopteri, Cyprinodontiformes, Poeciliidae. Gene Ontology annotation, molecular function: hexosyltransferase activity. Gene Ontology annotation, cellular component: Golgi apparatus; vesicle; membrane. The coding region runs from base 84 to 605 and encodes 173 amino acids.